Ylistrum balloti is the source of this 3566-nucleotide messenger RNA. RefSeq names its product WD repeat and HMG-box DNA-binding protein 1-like. The record is from RefSeq and is a predicted model, not a curated record. Bases 1 to 3300 code for a protein of 1099 amino acids. Gene Ontology annotation, cellular component: nuclear replication fork. Gene Ontology annotation, biological process: mitotic cell cycle; DNA-templated DNA replication; DNA repair. The transcript has 25 exons. NCBI's taxonomy places the organism in Eukaryota, Metazoa, Mollusca, Bivalvia, Pectinida, Pectinidae. Gene Ontology annotation, molecular function: chromatin binding; protein binding.
AUGCCUACAGUCCAACCUCUCCGAUAUGCACACAGCGAUGGGCAUACGGAUGUGUGCUUUGACGACAGUGGAAAGCAUAUACUGACAUGUGGAACAGAUGGAGAUGUACGUGUUUGGGCUGGCAUAGAGGAUGAUGAUGCAAUCUCUCACAGGGUUGGUGACCGUGUCUAUGGUAUUGUAUACAAGAGUGGCAGAUUCUUUACAUCCUCGGACACCAACACCAUUCAGGCUCAUACCUUCCCAGAUGGGGGACCCGAUGGCAUCUUGACGCGAUUCACUGCUCCAGUCAAUCACAUGGUUGUAAAUCGGUCCGGCAAGACCAUGGUUGCCUGCUCAAGUGAUUUCACUAUUAAGUCAGUAGAGGUAGACACGUGUAGCCAUAAAACUAUGCAAGGUCAUGAAGCUCCAGUUCUCAGUGUAGCCCUGGACCCAAAGGAGGAGUUUGUGGCCUCAUCUAGCUGUGAUGGUACUGUCCGGAUAUGGCAACACAGUGACCAUUCUCAAGUCACAUCAAUGGGUAUUCUUCCCAAGACAAAUGAUGUCAGUUUAUCAAAAACCUUGUGUCGGUUAUGCUGGGACUUGAAAGGAGAGAACCUAUUUGUUCCUGUAGAAAAGGAAAUCCAUAUUUAUGAAAGAUCAAGCUGGAAGAAAAUCGGAGUCUUUCAAGAUGAAGAUGUUGCGGGUGUGCUAUCCAUCCUGACUCUGUCUCCUGAUGGCAAGUUUCUGGCGGUAGGAUCCUCAGAAGGAAGCAUCCUGGUAUUGGAUGUCAAGACAAGGAAGUGUGUGGAUAGGUAUAAACAUCCAAAGAAAUUUUCUGUGACUGCUCUGGCUUGGAAUCCUAAAAAGACAUCAGAGCUUGCAUUUUGUGAUAAAGAGGGCCAGCUGGGAGUGUUGGAGGACAUCAAGCUGUCAUUAGAUGCACAGGUUUUACAAGAAACACGAGCUAAAGAGACCCUUGGAAUAUUUGAUGACGAUGAUGACAAUGAUAUGCUGAUACAGGCUACAAACGAUGAGGGGAAUAUGGGAAUGGAGACUGGUGCAGAUAACUCAGAUGAUGACCAGAUGCCAAUAAUUAAACCCUUAGGAGAUAUUGAUGAUGACGAUACUAUGUCCAAGAAGUCUGACCAAGAUGAUGGUGCUAGUGUCAUAUCGGAUGCUCCCCUGGUGCUGCCACCUGCUCCUGUUGUAGUAGAGGGAUAUAAGCCCACACCACUCCAGAACCCAUUUCAGCCAGGGAGUACGCCAGUUCAUCUCUCUAGCAGGUUUAUGAUUUGGAACUCCAUUGGCAUUAUAAAGCAGUACAACACAGAAGAGGAGAAUAGCAUUGAUAUAGAGUUCCACAACACAUCAAUUCAUCAUGCCAUGCACAUCAGCAACACCAAUAAUAAUUACACAUUGGCUGACAUGUCUACUGAGGCUGUCAUUCUUGCUGCUGAGAGUGAUGAUGACAACCCCAGCAAACUCACAUGCAUGCAUUUUGGGUCAUGGGACAGCUGCAAGGAGUGGACCACGGUGAUGCCUGAGGGGGAAGAAAUAAUGGCUGUAACAUUAGGUGAGGAUUGGAUAGCUGUAGCUACUGACAAGAGAAAUAUCAGACUUUUCAGUCUUGGGGGCAUUCAGCGGGAAGUAUUCUCCAUACCAGGUCCUGUAGUGUGUAUGUCUGGCCACACCAAUCAGCUUCUGCUAGUGUAUCACAGGGGCAUGGCCAUUCCUGGUGACCAAUGUCUCGGUGUGACUUUGAUGUAUGUGGAAGGAAAGCAGAACACUGUACUUGGAGGACAGCCCCUGCCUCUCUCACCAAAGACAGCUCUGGCUUGGACUGGUUUUUCAGCUGAGGGGACUCCUUUCUACAUGGAGUCUUCUGGCAUUGUUAGGAUGCUAAACCGGAAAUUUGGUCCCAGUUGGAUUCAUGUGGCUAACACCAAAUCACAUGCAAAGGGGAAAUCUGACCACUACUGGAUUGUAGGGGUGAAUGAGAACCCCCAACAGUUACGGUGUAUUCCCUGUAAGGGAUCACGAUAUCCUCCAGUCCUUCCACGCCCUGCUGUUUCAAUACUUCCCUUCCAGGUGCCACUGUGUGAGAUGAACACGGAGAAGAGUCAAUAUGAGGAAACAUUAUGGAGGACUCGGCUGUUUGGUCAGCAUUUUGACCAGUGGAUGUCACAAGGGUUUGAGUUUGAACCUUCCAGGAAAGUUGAUAAUCUCAAACCUGCUCAAGAGGCCCUGAUGAAAUUGUUUGCUUUGUCAGCUCGAUCUGACCGUGAAUUCAGAGCCUUGGAGGUGUGUGAGAUGAUGCCAGAACAACAUACACUUCAACUAGCCAUAAAGUACGCCAGUCGCAUCAAACAUAUGCACUUAGCAGAACGCAUCAGUGAGUUGGCUCAGCAGAAGGAAGAGGAAGCAGAACAAGAGGAGGAAGAAGUACCAGAAUCUAGCUAUAACCCUGCAGUUGUGUGGACUAAUAGAAAUGGUUACAUGGGGUCACGACCUAGGGAACAGAGUCAUUUAGUACAGGAUGAGGAGGUGAUGGAUGAAGGGGACGACGAAAUCAAUAUGGAAGAAGAAGAAGAGGCAGAGGACAGACCAUCAGGUCCUAUGUUAAAUCUGAAAGCAAAAUCGGAUAAACCAAGCCGACCUCAAUUUAUAUCAUCAGCAAGGUCAUCCAACCCUUUCAAGAUGUCCCAGGAAUCACAAAAGACGACACAAAGUGGUGGUACGAAAGGCACACAGGUGUUUGACAGUAUGAAUCGAAAGAAAGUGGACAAAGUUAAGGCAGCCGAUCCCGUAAUUAUUGGGAAGCCAGGAAAGAUAAUCGUCAAACCCAAAAAGUCAACACAAGGAAAUUUAUUUGCAACAAAGACUAAAACAGAUACAGCAAAACCAGAUACUACGAGUGAAACUCCUGCCCCUCAGUCAAGUAAUACUCCAUCAGCGUUUGACUUGUGGCUAGAGAAGAACCGAAUAGACCUGGAAGAAGAACAUCCAGAUCUGGCAGAGGCUGACCUGAUUCAGACAGGUGCAGAACGUUUCCGGGACAUCCCUAGAGAGGAGAAACAGGUUUGGAUCACCAAAGCAAAGCAGCUGAAAACAGAAAAUUCAGAAAAUGUACAAAGUACAGAUAAUGCAAGUACAGAAGUUCCAACAGAAAACAAGAAAAGGAAACGAGAAGAAACAGAUUCUAAAGAAAUUAAAGACAUAGCUAAUAAAAAGAAGAAGGACAGUUUUUUAGAUGGUAAAAAGAAACCCUUGUCACAAAGCACAAACUCUAAACUCUCAGGAUUUGCUUUUCAAAAAGAAUGAAUUACUAUUAAGAAUAAUUCAGGAUGAUUAUGGACUUCCGUGCAGUUUUUUACUGAUUACGAUAGUGUGGUAUGCACUGACAGCAGCUGAUCGUGAUACCAGAUGAUAUUGGUAUUGAGUGAAAUAACAAGCCAACAGGACUGAAUCAUUUUCGUAUGUUUAUCCACAGUGCAAUACAUGAUAUGAAAGUGUAAUUAUUCAUUGAUGUGAAACGAGAGGUGGAUUACACCUCGGUGAUGGAGUUCAGUGAUUAGAUAUUAUUGAUU